AUGCCUCAGAAAGAUUUGGUUGAGGGCGGGUACGUGAGUAUUAAUGGCUCCGAUUAUUACAUCGAACUCUUUGGCCGAUCCAGAGCAGAUGCAACAUUCAACUGCGAGUUGAAAAAUAUGACUCUCGUAUCGUUCUACGAUACCAGUGAAUGGCAAAACAUUCGAGAGUGGCUUGUCUUCAACGGAUACGAAUUUUACUGGUUCUGGACAAGUGCAAUCCGACACAAAAACUCAAUUACAUGGAUCUGGGAAUCAAAUGGAGAAUUGGUCACUGGAUUCUACUGGGGAUUUGGCCAACCAGAUAUCCCGCAAGGAGAGUCCGAAACCUACAUGUAUUUUCGCCCUUGGAGUGGUGGCUGGGAUGACGGUGACUCUCCAAACCUUUCGCUGAGCUCGAUUUGCGAAUAUGAAUGA
Molecule: messenger RNA, 414 nt
Organism: Cloeon dipterum
Lineage: Eukaryota; Metazoa; Arthropoda; Insecta; Ephemeroptera; Baetidae
Exons: 3
Coding region: 1-414 (137 amino acids)
Source: RefSeq, a predicted model, not a curated record